GUCAACUGCUGUCGGUCAUCCUAGCUCUCAAGUCAAUGAGGUAAAUGGUGCAUGAUCCUUCACGACGCAAUUGCGACAAUAUCGAAGUAGGGUCUAACCGAGGGGCCUACAAUGCUUCCCCAACGAAUCGCGAGAGCUUCGGCUCUCCGAUCAGCAUCUCUCGCAGCGCGAAGACUACCCAUCGUUCAACAACGCACAUUUGUUCCGCGAUCAUACUCUGACCCCGCCGUCAUCGAAGAGAAAUUUCCCGAUAAUCCAAAACUUACCGAAGCGGAAGACCCGGGUCAGAACGGCGGCUACAUCAACCCUCCGGCAAUCAAGAGACAGUUCCGAGAUCCUCACGGUGAUUGGUGGGAUAAGCAAGAGAGGCGUAACUAUGGCGAACCUGUUCACGAGGACAACGAUCUCCUAGGCAUAUUCUCCCCUUACGAAUACACUUGGAUCUCACCGGGCAAGGGAUUAUUGCAGGUUGGCGCAUUUAUUGCUACUGUCGUAGGAGUAUGCUGGGUUGUUGGAAGAUUAUAUCCUGACAAGCCGUCUUACCCGCGGGAGUUCGAGGGUGGUCUAGAUCGAGAAUUGGGUGGUGCCGGUGCUUGGAGGGCAAGAGCUCCUGGCGACCCAGAGCCAUACCAAGUUGAGGAAGCAGAGGAAGAAUAAAAUACUUGUACAUACACUUGGCCUUUUAUCGCAAAUAUACAAUACGAACUUGACCACGAGUGUUGGUCUUACUAAAGAAGCUAAUAUCAUAUAGCCAAUAGCUCGACUUGUCCCGUGUAUUGACCUAGGGCUACAGUGUUCUCCUAGUAGCUCUUAUUUCAACAUCGAAGUC
Molecule: messenger RNA, 829 nt
Organism: Annulohypoxylon maeteangense
Lineage: Eukaryota; Fungi; Ascomycota; Sordariomycetes; Xylariales; Hypoxylaceae
Exons: 4
Coding region: 112-657 (181 amino acids)
Cellular component (GO): mitochondrion
Source: RefSeq, a predicted model, not a curated record